AUGGUUGCAGCCGUCAUCACCGCCGUCAUUACUGCCACAAAUCUGCCAACCAACCGCCUGCCCAUCUCCCGCCAUGGACCGUCGAAGAUGAAGAGGGACCUCCACCACGGCUGGGAACCGACCUGCGUCGCCAUGGCCAAGUGCGACAUGUGCUCCCGCGCCGGCCGGGGCGUCAUAUACAAGUGCGCCCAGUGCAAGCUGUCCACCUGCCGGGAGUGCUGCGAGACCGGCCAGCUAGACGGGGACUCGAGACACGUCCUCGACGCCGACAGCGUGAGCUGGGACCCUCCACCCCGGACCAGCAAGCGCACCGGCCUCGCCUCCAUCCCCCCCUCCCCCUCCAAGGUCACCAGACGCGGGGCAAGGAAGGUGACCACGAGGGCUAGCAGGGGACAGCAAGCUUCUGCUGCUGCGGUUGCCGCUGCUGCUUCCACCUCCGCUCCCGCUUCCACUUCUACCUCUACAGCCCAGCACCUGUCCACUCCCCCCGAGGCCACAGAUGACGACGAUGACGAUGACGGUCGUGACCGUGAUGGAACAUGGGAACCACCGCCAUCAUCCAACCCUCCCCGUCUCAGAAUCAGAUCAGGAGGCGCUGCAGCCGUUCACGCCGUGGUGGGAGGAGGGCAGACACCAGAUAGGAACGACGACACCCUCGCCCGUCGUCCAAGUCAUGACGUCUCCGUGCCUCCCCCUAACAGGACGCAGAUAUCCGACACCGGCCCGGACCACGGCACCAGGAACACCUUCCUGCCCGGACCAUACCCGUACUCCCUAGACAGACGUCACCGUUACCCCCCCGGUCGCUUCUCACCUUAUACGCGUCCUCCCACCUUCCGGAAAACGCUCCACGACAGCAACAACCACGACAGCGAUGACGACCAGACGACCAGACCGGUGAUCCGCCUCCCCUCUAUCCGAUCGCUGUUCAGCCAACCCUUCUAUGACCGUCCCCACCAGCCAUCUCCGCGUCAUGUCCUCGCCUCCCAUCUCGCGUCGUCCACGUAUACGAGCUACAUGGACAGCCCGGCCAGGUCAGUAGACAUGUGUCUGCGGCACGAGCUGCUGGCCCUGUGGGCGCGUCACCUGGUCGCCGUGUCGGGUCCCGCCGCCGCCGACGAGGCCCUUUCCCUCUUCUCCGAGGCUACGACGGAGGCUGCCCUGCGCCUCGGCCUAGAUCCCCUCAGGAACGGAGCCAGGGACUGGUUGGUCGAGAUGGAUGCUCUGGUCUCUCAGGUCGCGAAGGCUAGGGGCACGGGCAUUUGA
Molecule: messenger RNA, 1266 nt
Organism: Geosmithia morbida
Lineage: Eukaryota; Fungi; Ascomycota; Sordariomycetes; Hypocreales; Bionectriaceae
Exons: 3
Coding region: 1-1266 (421 amino acids)
Source: RefSeq, a predicted model, not a curated record